This is a messenger RNA of Filobasidium floriforme, 1641 nucleotides long. RefSeq names its product spinocerebellar ataxia type 10 protein domain-containing protein. The record is from RefSeq and is a predicted model, not a curated record. Gene Ontology annotation, cellular component: cytosol. Lineage: Eukaryota; Fungi; Basidiomycota; Tremellomycetes; Filobasidiales; Filobasidiaceae. The coding region runs from base 1 to 1641 and encodes 546 amino acids. The transcript has 9 exons.
AUGGAUGUAACGGAUGCCAUCAUUACCGCUCUUCGGCAGCUGUCCGAAGCUCUCGAGGACGUUCAGCGGCUGCAGUCAUGUGUCGGGACUUUGAACGAGGGCUACAAAACCAUCGGACAAGUCCCCGCUGCCAGGCGAGUCUACUGGAGGAUUUCCGGUUUCAGCUACAGAAAACUGAAUACGUCUUACGCUCAUUCAAUCAGGCAUGACUUUGUCGAGAGAGCACCGAUCAGCAGUUUGACAGUUGCAUGGCAGGCUUAUGCGGAGCGAUUUGAUGUUCAAGGCCUUGGCAUCUCUACCGAGUCACUCGAAGCAGGAUUAGCUUUGGCACGUUUGACUCGCAACUGUCUGGCGGGAUCACAUGAAGCCAAGGCUCUGGUCAGCGGCUCUGAACCCUACAUCCGGCGAGCUGUAUUCCAAGCUACAAGCUUUGGUGCGAUCAAAGAGGAGCGAUUCUUUCCGUUGCUUCGCGCUUUGCUUCAGUCGAUCGCCAACCUGAUCGCUCCGGUCGAUCGGGACAAUUCGGAGCUCCUCCUCACCGGAUCAUUAAUUCGCUUGUACUUUCAGGAGGAAGUGCGCACCGACCAAAUCGUCUUACGCGCGCUGGAUUCGGACGAUGCACAGGUCAAUUUAUCGGUCCUGAUGAUUGUAUUGAACGCUCUGAAAGUCGACCCCUCUUUGAUUCAAACCCUUGCCAAUGUGCAAGGCACAAGGACAAUGGCAAAGAUACUGGACAAGAUGACGAGAUGGUCAGAAUCUGUUAGUGAAACCCUGGAAGGCAAGUGUUUCGACUUGGGUUAUCAGAUUUCCGCAUAUAUCAUAUCGUCGCCGGUACAGAUGUCGCUAUUCAACACGUUGGGAUCAGACGAAGAGGUAAUCACUCCAUCUCAAUUGAUGUUUCUCAAAUUGUUGGACGGUUAUCUGCAGAGUGCGACUUCGGCAUCAAGCAGUUCAAUCGACAUACCGGAAGUGGCAUACUUGGUGCCACAUCUGAAUGCGGCUGCGACGUUUGCCGCCCCAAAUCUAAAAGCCCUACUUGAGAGCGGACAGGACCGGGAACCUGCAGCCAGUCAAGAUCCAAUAUUACCGAGGACGCUCGAGGCUUCGAUCCUCCUUUGCCAAUGUCUCAUUGCGGCGGCACUGCGAGAGAUCCCUGUUCAGCACGAGCGCGAAUUGCUGGCCCAGAGUAUUGCAGGGCUCGAUCAACCAGCGGGUAACACAUUGAGUUCUCUUCGUAAAGCGGGACAAGCCACAGUCGAAAAUCUCAUAAGUCUACUUGGUGCACUAGAGGCUGCAUUGCCGCGGCAGAAACCGCUCAGACCGGCGACCGAAUCAAGUCCAGGCGGUAGCUUGCAAGCGUUUGCAACCCUCAAGCGAGAUGUUGUGCAGCUGCUAGGACUAAUAGCAUAUCACGACAAACUCAGUCAAGAUCGCAUUCGAGAAGCUGCGGGUAUCCACUUGGUUCUGUCGCUGUGCGUAGUGGACGAACAUAACCCUCUCAUCCGAGAGCACGCCCUUCUUACGAUACGUAAUCUGAUGAUGAACAACCCAGAGAAUCAAGCAGUCAUAGGCACCAUGGAUCCCAUUGGAAUGGUUGGACCCAACGGAGAGUUGCAGGAAAUGCCUGUAAAGCGCGGUUGA